This is a messenger RNA of Vigna unguiculata (cowpea), 1434 nucleotides long. RefSeq lists its product as uncharacterized. Gene Ontology annotation, molecular function: ATP binding; ATP-dependent protein folding chaperone; ATP hydrolysis activity. NCBI's taxonomy places the organism in Eukaryota, Viridiplantae, Streptophyta, Magnoliopsida, Fabales, Fabaceae. The record is from RefSeq and is a predicted model, not a curated record. Gene Ontology annotation, biological process: protein folding.
UCAAGAAUCUCAUUAGCAAAGACUGUCAACAAAUUACCCAUCCUAUUUACCUUUGGAGCGAGAACACCAAAGACCAUUGGAAACUCAUUAACAAUUGGUUGCACGACCAAGAGAUGCGCAAUAAAUUUGUGGCUCAAAAUCUUGGAAAACAUUUACCAGAUCAUCUUGAAUUCAACGUUCUUUUCAAAUUGUCAUUGAAAUCUCUUAAAAGAUUUGGGUGCAUACGCAAAUCAUGGGCUCUCUUGUUGGAAAAUCCAAAUUUCACGAACCUUUUGCGCUUUAAUUUGAUAUGGAACCAAAAUUCAUGCUUUGAUGAUACCUCUCUCCUACUAUGCCUCGGUCCAGUUAACAACCAAAUUAUUCCUAAGUCUUCCUUAUAUUCACUUUGUGGUAAUAAGUUUCAGAAUUUGGAAAUAUUAAAUUGGCCAAAUCCACAUAUAGAAGGUCACGCUUAUGGAUGUUAUAUUUUGGGUUCUUCUAGUAUUAAUGGAAUUAUUUGCCUCUACCUAGAAAGUACAGGAAUUGUGUAUUUAUGGAAUCCUUCUACCAAUGAAUGUAAGGUCACACCGCCUAGCCCAACUGAGGAUAUACCGUAUUAUGUCGACAUUAUGAUUAAAUAUGAAGGAUUUGGGUAUGAUUGGGCUAGAGAUGAUUAUAAGGUGAUUAGAAACGUAUGUUAUUUUGAAGAUGGACACUUGGACGGAAUUAAUUAUGGGGAAUGGGAUUUUAGAGAUUUAUGGGAGAUUUAUAGCCUAAGAAGUAAUUCUUGGAGGAAACUUAAUAUUGAAUUGCUUAACUGCCAGGGUAUUAAUGAUACAUUCUACUUAAAGGGAAUGUGCCAUUGGUUGUGUAACAAUGACAAGGAAGGAUAUUUGGUAUCAUUUGACAUAAGCAAUGAGGUAUGUUAUACCACCCUCACACCCUUAGAUAUACCCAUAGAAAUAUACAAUGAUUUUAAUUUGUAUUUGGUGAGGAGAAAAUUAUUUCUCUUAAAUGGGUUCAUUGCUUUAAUGUCAAAUUAUAACGAUACAACUAUAUUUUACAUAUCAAUUCUGGUUGAAGUUGGUAAGAAAGAAACAUGGACUAAAAUCUUUACUAUUGGACCUUUACCUUCACUUUCGUUUCCAAUUGGAACAAGUAAUAUGGGCAAUAUACUCUUCCAAACAAAUGAUGGUGACCUAGCUUGGUUUGACUUAAGAACCAACCUGAUUGAGAAGCUUGGUGUCAAUGUACAUGAACGUAAUUGCCAAAUAAUACUUUAUAAGAAAAGUCUUUCCGAUCGAAGGAUAAAUACAUAAUGUCUUCUUUUGUUUUCACCUAAAUGACUUAUGACUACUUAUAUUAGAGUUUUCUCCUACAAAUAUCCAAAGUGGCUUGUCAGUUUCUCAUUGUAGUUCUCUCAGUUUAUGCCCCCCUUUGUGGCAAAGUGGAAAU